CGGAAAGGGAUGCGUAGCACGAUGUAACCACUAGUGAUCUGGUGUGGAUGCGUGACAGAGCGCUUCAGCUAAGUGAUUCCAGUAAAAUGACUAUGGUAAGCAUCAAAGACUUAUAGAGCUAUUUAUUUUUGGGAUUUAUUUACCGCUACUCGUGAAUCAAAACUACGACUCAAAGUUUUCGAUAUUUAAAAAUAUUUAUUUGCAUCAGACGUCAAAGAAAUGCAAACUUCUGUUUUUAUCGCUGCUGUACAAAAAACAAAAAUUUGGCAUCAUCGAAAUUGAAUGAAUAGUAACGUCGUACAUUAAACUUGUUUCACAUCUUUAGCGUUACAAUUCAGUGCGCCUUGUUUGUUUCUCACCAUGAUUGUGUUUAAGGACAUGAUUACUGGUAUGAAUAAAUAUCUUUAAUAUUCUCUUCAGAGGAUGAAAUGUUCACAGACUCUCACUGUCCUCGUGUCGUCGCGGAUUUCUUUUAUGAAGUAGAAUCGAGGUUUACGACAACUUCAAGUAAGGUGGAUGGGAGACUUAUUGGCGCAAACCCUUCUGGUGAGGGUGAAGACGAUGAAGAUGUGGAUGAUACGAGUGAAAGGGUCAUUGAUUUAGUUCACGCUAAUGGUUUCAUUAGUGUUCCUUACGACCUAAAAUCAUACAAAGCUCAACUUAAAUCGUAUUUAAAAGCUAUAAAACAACGUUUGCAAAAGACUGAUCCAGACAAGCUACCCUUACUUGAAAGUCAGGUCAACAAGUACAUGAAAGAUGUCUUUGCGAACUUUGACCAAUAUGAAUGUUUCACGGGACCAUCAACUAAUCCUGAAGCCAUGGUAGUUUUGAUGAACUUCCGUGAGGACGGUAUGACACCAUACUUCGUUUUCUUCAAGGAUGGAUUGAUACACGAAAAAUGUGUAAGUUGGUUUUCUUUCGUAAUCAUGAAGAUAGUGAGGCGCCUCGUCUUUGGAAUCUUGGAAAUCAUGAACAUCUUGUAAUUUACAAA
Molecule: messenger RNA, 991 nt
Organism: Schistosoma intercalatum
Lineage: Eukaryota; Metazoa; Platyhelminthes; Trematoda; Strigeidida; Schistosomatidae
Source: the annotation of a GenBank genome assembly